Tetrahymena thermophila SB210 is the source of this 3138-nucleotide messenger RNA. Its product is annotated as kinesin motor catalytic domain protein. The transcript has 9 exons. The record is from RefSeq and is a predicted model, not a curated record. NCBI's taxonomy places the organism in Eukaryota, Ciliophora, Oligohymenophorea, Hymenostomatida, Tetrahymenidae. Gene Ontology annotation, biological process: microtubule-based movement. Gene Ontology annotation, molecular function: microtubule motor activity; ATP binding; microtubule binding.
AUGGAAAAUAUUUAAGUAGCUCUUCGUAUCAGACCUAUUAAUUAGCAAGAAGUAGAGAAUAAUGACUUUGAAGUAUGGAGUACAUUGGCUAAUGAUGAAGUCGGAAUUUCUGCAGAGAAGUAUACAGACUUAAUCCGCAUGCGUAAAAUAGCUCCAGGAUAAAAGACAUCAUAUCUAUUUAAUAAAUGUUUUGAUUAGAGGUCUUAAAACACUGAAAUUUAUGAAUAAAUUGUUAAAAGAAUAGCUCUUUCUUCUCUUAAAGGAAUUAAUGGAACUGUUUUUAUGUAUGGACAAACUGGGAGUGGCAAAACCUUUACUAUGUUGGGGUAAAAUAGAGAAGAUAUUUUAACUUACAAGAAUAGUAAUACUUAGCAAUAGUAAAUUUAGAAUGGAAGAAAUUCAUCAAAAUUAAUUGGAGAUCCCUUAAGCCCUAAAAAUAUGAUCACAAAAGACCCCUCUUCACGUCUAUCUCGGUAGUAGUCGUCUUCAAACAAUUUGGUUAAUUACUAAAAAGGUAAUAGUUAUCAGUAGUAAUAGCAUACCUAAUAAUAAUAUGGAUCUAAAAGCUCUCCUAAAUAAAGAGACUCUGCUUCUUUAAAUAAUAAUAAUAAAGAAAAUUAAGAUAUUUCUGGGUAUUUAAAUUAGUUUGGAGUUCAAAAUACUCUUCGCUACACUAAUUAAAUUAACGAAAAAGGAGGCUACUCAAAUUACACAGGAAUAGGUGCUUUUAGAAAUAGCGUUUUUACUUUCUCUCCUAUAAACUAGAGAGAAAAUAUUAAUAAUAAAAAAAACUCUAACUAAUAAUCUACUGCAGGUGCAUCUUAUCGUUCUUAAAAUGUAACUCCUGAUAAAUAUCUUACUAAUAACUCUUAAAAAUCUCAAGCUGUUAUUUUAAAUUCAUAGAAUACUCAUGAAGUAUUUCAAGACUCUCAAGGAUUUAACUAAAAAUCAAAUUUAGAUGGAACUAGCUUCUUUUCUUAGACUUUAAGCAGCAGCAAUCAAUACGGAAUUCUCAUACUCUCUCUCAUUGAUAUUUUCAAAGAAAUAUAAAAUUCUCCCAAUAAUUAAUUCUUGUUAAGAUGUUCUUACGUUGAAAUAUAUACUGACUUUGUUUAUGAUCUCUUGAAACCUUUUGAUAAACUUACAGAGACUCUGUAAAUAGGUGAAGAUUACAAUAAAGAGUUUUUUAUCAAAGGUGCUGUUGAAGAAAUAGUUAGCUCUAUUGAUGAAAUCCUUUAACUUUUAAAAUAUGGAGAAUAUAACAGACAUUAUACAUCCACCGCUAUGAACCAUGUUUCUUCUAGGUCACAUACUAUUUUUAGACUUUAUGUACGAGCAAUGCCAAAAGAUCUUACUAAUGGUAAUCAAGGAAUAACAGAGUCGAUAUUAAAUUUUGUUGACCUUGCUGGAAGCGAAAAAAUAAGUAUUCAUCACACAAAUAGUAAAAGUUCAAAUAAUCUUAUAGCUGGGAAUAAUUCAAAUGUAAAUAGUUAGCUUAAAGAGCGUUAAAUUGAAAGCAAGACAAUAAAUAAGAGUCUUUUCUUCUUAACUUAAGUUAUAAGUCUAAAAAGCCAAGGCAAAUAGGAAUCUCAUAUCCCAUAUAGGAAUAGCCCUUUAACUAAAAUUUUAAGAAGUUCACUUGGAGGAAAUAGUCGAACAGCUAUUAUUUUGUGUUUAAAUCCUUGUUUAUCUUAAUUAGAAUAAUCCGCAAGUACGCUAAGAUUUGGCCUAAACGCAAAAAAAAUAGAAAAUUAAGUCAAGCAAAAUGUAAUCUAACUAUAAAAUAAUGAUAUUCUUUAAAGCAUGAUUAAGGAAUACGAAACAAGAAUUGUUGAGCUAGAAUCAGAGAAAAAUGUGAGUAAAGUAAAUUCUGAAAACCUUGUCAAAAUGAUUUAAACUCUUAUUGAAUAAAAAAACAAUCUUGAAAAAACAAUAAAGGCAAAAGAAUUAUUUGAUAAAUAACAAAAUGUGUAAAUUUAAGGUAUUCUUGGUAAGAAAAAAAGGAGCAUUCACCAAGAUUUUAUUCACCUUGACAAUGUUGGGUUAAUUAAAAUUGCUUUUGAAGAAAUUAACGAAGGCAUUUAAGACAAGCCGAAUUCAUUUAGAGAUAUUAGCAAAGAAAUUCAUGGAAAUAAAUGUGCUAUGAGAAAACUGAAGAACUUAACUGAAUAAAAAAAAAUGUUAGAAGAAUAAGUGUAAAGUCUUAAAUAUUAAGUAUAACACAAAACAUCCGAAUCCAGCUAUCUAGUAUAAAGACUAGAAAAAAAAUUAGCAAGCAAAAAAAGAAAACUUUAAACAAUGAAGGCAAAUAAAAUAACUCUGGGUAUCGAAAACUCAAGGUUGAAGUAAGAGCUUGCCCUUUACAGAAACUAAAAUAUAGAAGGGUUAAAGAAAUUAAGUGUUUCUAAGUUAGAAAAAUUGGAAAAAAAUGUUGAAAUUCUUUUGAAAAAUGUCAGAAAUUAAAUGAGUGCUUUGGCUAUAAAGCGUGAAUUUGAAGGAGAUCCCUAGAUUUUGCAAAGAAUUAAUAAGACCCUUUAGUUAAAAGAAUUGAUGGAUUGUGAAUUGCUAGAGUUAGCUAAUGAUUUUUUUGAACCUAAUCUUUAGCUAAAUACCUCAAUUUGUGAUGAAGAUGAUUCUUUUAUAAAUUUAAAUGACAACAAUAAUUUUUAAUAUCACAAUAUUCAUUCAUCUGCCUUAGUUUAAGACAACAAUGAUUUUAUAGACUAAUAAAAGUUUAUGAAAACAUAAGGAUUUGAAGCUAAAAAUAAGUAUAUUUCUGAAUCUCCAUUUGUCUAUGGCAUAUCCCCUCGAGAUACAGUAAGCUGCUAAAGUUAUAAAGCAGAUGAACAAUACCAAUUCACAAACUCAACUCAAAAUUAAUUUAAUAUAUAGAAUUAAGCAUCUCAAACAAGUCUAAAUAAUUUUUAAGCAACAUAAAAAUGUGUAAGUAAUAAACUAAGCUCCUUUAAUAUGCAAGGAGUAUCUCAAGAUAGUUAAAUUUAAAAUAUAUUAGCAAAUCAAAAUUUUGGUUCUUUCUAAAAUUAUUUUAACUAAGUAGUAAACUGUUAAAAACAGAGGUAACAAGUAUCAAAUUAUUAACUGGCAAAAGAUAUUGCUAUAGAUUCUAACUACCUUUGA